AUGGCGUGCCCCGACGAGUUCCUGCCGUGCCUGACCGCGGCGCUGGAGGACGCGCUGGCGAGGCCGGGGAUCUCCACGGGCGGGUUCGUGCGGGCGUGCACGGUGCUCCUGCCGGUGUUUGACAAAUUGGGAACUGUGUUCAACUUCGCCAAGGUGGAAUUUUCACAAAAGAAUGAGAGCCUGGACCGCGUCAUCAACCGUUAUCCCACCUUGGCAGAAUUGGUCAACGAAGACAAGAGGGUGGGCAAGGCUUUGUUUACCUUAAAUUCCUCGACAGCCAUACCUUUAUUGCUGAAUCGAUGCAGAAUUGGAGCACUACUUAUGCCCAGGCUGUUGCUAGAAGACAGUAUGUGCCUCAAACCCGCACACGUUUGA
Molecule: messenger RNA, 375 nt
Organism: Ostreobium quekettii
Lineage: Eukaryota; Viridiplantae; Chlorophyta; Ulvophyceae; Bryopsidales; Ostreobiaceae
Source: the annotation of a GenBank genome assembly